AUGCCUGCUGUUUUCUGGGCAGCUGAACUUGUUUUGGGUCUUUGUGUCACUCUCGCUUUUGGAAAUACAGAAGUAAAGUUUGCAGGCCAAAAAGAGUUUGUGGUGAAUGAAACAAGCACCUCAGUUAUACGUCUGGUUAUUGAAAGGACAGGAACACCAGCCAAUGUCACAGCACUCUUACUGCUUCAAGGGGAAGAUACUGGUGAUUUUGAGGCCACAUCUGCCGCAGCUCGAUUUCUGACAACAGAAACAAGCAAAACCGUAUACGUUGCAGUCAAGGACGAUGAUUUUCCAGAAGCUGAUGAAACUUUUGUAUUUUACCUAAGGCUGCAGGGCACUUCUGCUGAUGUGAUGCUUGGAAUUCCCAACAUUGCCACAGUAACUAUUCUGUCGAAUGAUAAUGCAUUUGGAAUUAUAUCUUUGAAUAUGUCUUCCAUAAUUAUAGUGGAUGAGGCAAGAGAUACAAAUAAAUUUGUGCUGCUUACUCUAAUCAGAAUGAAAGGAACCUAUGGGACCGUAACUGUGUACUUUGAGAUUACAGCAGGUCCAAAUUCUGCAGAUGAAGACAUCAGUCCAGCAAGGGGAAACAUCAUUCUUCCUCCUGGGAGAGCAGUGGUAGUUUAUAACCUUUCCAUUAUAGAUGACCAGAUUCCUGAAAAUGAUGAAGUUUUCACUGUGCAGCUAAUCAGUGUCGAGGGAGGAGCUGAAAUCAAUGCUACACGAAGCAGCUUUCAAAUUAAAAUCAACAAAAAUGAUAGCCCAGUGCGAUUAGCACAAGCAUUGUACACAGUGUCAGAGACAGAUGAUGUGAUUACCAUACCAGUCAUUCGUGGGAGGGACCAGUUUGGAAAAAUAAUUGGUUCUGAUGAUGCUCUGGUUUCUAUUAAUUAUCAGAUAGUAACUGGCAACAGUUCUGCCAGUGCAUUGUUACAAUCUGAUUUUAUUGAUCUUCAUCCAAACAGAACUAUUAUUUUCCCACCUUAUGUUUAUGAAGUAAAUCUGAAAUUUCAGAUUAUCAAUGAUGCUAUCCCUGAAAUUGCAGAGUCAUUUCAGGUUGUGUUACUUGAAGAUACGAUAAAGGGAGAUGCAGUGUUGUUUACUCCCAGUACAGCUCAGAUUAUUAUUGAGCCAAAUGAUAAACCUCAUGGGGUUCUCUCCAUUAGCAGCAGUCUUUUGGCACAUAAAGUUGUUAUCAAUGAAGACGUGACAACAAGAUUUCAUGGAAUUACCAUUGUAAGAAACGGUGGGACACAUGGUAACGUUUCGGUGAAUUGGCUUAUUUCAAGGAACAGUAGUGACUCUUCUGCUGUCACUGUAGAUUUAAUGCCAGCUUCAGGAACUCUGAACUUUGUGGAAGGACAGACACUGGAAACAGUGCACCUCACCAUCAUUAGUGAUGAUUUACCGGAGGAAGCAGAGGCUUACCUUUUCCAACUUUUGAACAGUACAAUAAAGGGAGGUGCAGAACUAGAUGAACCCAUGCAAAUUAUUUUCUAUAUUCAGGAUAGUGAUGAUGUCUAUGGCUUAAUUAAAUUCCAUUCUAUGGAAGAACAGAAGAUAGAGAGUAGCCCUGCUGGGCGGUUUCUGUCGUUGAGUUUUGCCAGACGUAAUGGAACCAUUGGGAUUGUGAAAUUAAACUACACAGUACUGUACAUCCCUCCCGGUAUUAUGGAUCUUUCUAAAGCAAAGGAUGAUGUCCUAAAUGUUUCUAUCAAAAACGAUAUUAUCUUCAUGCCAGGACAAACACAGAUAAGCCUCAAGCUACCAAUAAGAAAUGAUGCAUUCCUUCAAAAUGGGGCAAGUUUUUUUAUACAGCUUGAAACAGUGGAGUUAGUAAACAACAUUCCUCUUGUUACAUCAGUGAGUCCCAGGCUGGGUGAUCCUCGAAACAUCUCACGGACAGUUACUCCUAAUUUAGCCAAUGGAGAAGUUGGAUUUACCAGCAAUGAAACUCUUCUUGUUUAUGAGCCAGAGAACUCUUCUGAUAGUCAGAUAUAUAUUGCAUUGCAACGAGAUGGAACUGAUGGCUCUGCAGAGGUAUACUGGCAUCUGAAACCUACAGGGGUUAAUCAUCAUGAUAUCACCAGUGAUGACCUUAGCCCAAUCAAUGGAUCUGUUAUAUUCUUAUCAGGCCAGAGCAACGCUACAAUCAACAUCACAAUAAAAUCAGAUGACUUGCCUGAAAUAAAUGAGACUUUGAUUAUCUCAUUAGACCGAACUAACCCUGAAAAUCAGAUUGUGAAAUCAGGAUUUACCAGUAGAAAGAUAAUUAUUUUACAAAAUGAUGACCCAGGUGGAGUUUUCGAAUUCUCCCCACAAACAAGAGGACCAUAUUUUGUUAAUGAAGGUGUUGCCUUUGAGCUAAAGAUUGUCCGAUACCGUGGGGCACUUCUGAAGCAAUUCUUGCGCUAUGUUGUGGAGCCAAAAAAAUCUUUUGAGUUUUAUGGGAACACAGGAGUUUUGGAAUUUGAUCCUGGUGAAAGGGAGAUAGUAAUAACAUUGUUAGCAAGGCAAGAUGAUGAACCAGAGCUGGAUGAACACUUUUCUGCAAUACUCAACAGCCAUAGUUUACCACCAAGCAAAUUAGGAACUGCUACACAGAUCAAUAUUACAGUUUUGAAGAAUGAUGAUCCUCAUGGUGUGAUACAAUUCAUCACUCAAGAAUUUACUGAAGCUAUAAAUGAAAGCAAGGGAGAUACUUUGUACACAGCUAACUUUCCUGUAAUCCGUGAUCGAGGAACAUUUGGCAAUGUUAGUGUGUUCUGGACUGUGGACCCUGCUUUCACAAAUGAUGUUUACCCUGUCCAAGGUGUGGUCAACUUCAACAAUGCAGAAUCGUCAAAGAACAUCACUCUUCAGUCCCUUCCUGAUGCAGUUCCUGAGGAAAUAGAAACCUUCGCAGUCAUCCUUUGGAAUACCACUGGAGGUGCCAGGCUUGGGAAUGUACUUAAUGCAACUCUUCUUAUUAAUAAAAAUGAUGAUCCCAUUUAUUUUGAAGACCCAGUUAUCCUUCGAGUCCAAGAAGGAAGUGUUGCCAAUUUUACAGUUACUAGAAAUGGAUCUGCUGACUUUGUAGCUGCUGUUGUUUACACUGUUGAGAGCGAAGGAGCCUCCAUUAGUGAAGGAAACAGCAGCGAAGGAGACUUUCUUUCUCUGAAUGAAAAUACCACACUGGUAUUUGAAGUUGGAGAAAGGACUAAGACUAUUUCUGUUGUUAUUAAUGAAGAUGAUAUUCCUGAAACAGAUGAAACAUUCUACAUUAUGUUGCUUCAUUCUACAGGAGAUACUGUUGUGUAUGGGACCUCAAGGGCUACAGUUAUUAUUGAAGCAAAUGAUGAUCCUAAUGGAAUCUUUUCACUUGAACCAUUUGAAAAGUUUGUAUUUGAAGGAAUGACCAACAGUUUUAUGAUUCUAAGACAAAGAGGAAAAUUUGGCAAUGUUUCUAUUUCAUGGCAGCUGUUUAUCAAUGACUCUUUCUUGGAACCUGGACAAGAGUUUUUAGAAACAUCCGGGAUUGUGCUGUUCACAACUGGAGAACAUGCCCGUGCUAUAACACUCUAUGCGCUUCCUGAUGGAAUUCCAGAAUUCAAUGAAAUUUAUGUUCUGAGAUUGCUAAGUGCUUCAGGAGGGUUUCCUCGUCCUGGUGCUCAAUUAUCAAAUGGCAGCUUAAGUGCUAAUGUUGUGAUUCCAUUUAAUGAUGAUCCAUUUGGAGUUUUCAUUCUGGACCUAGAAAGUCAAGACAGGGAAGUUGCGGAAGACGUUCUGUCAGUUGAUGAUAUGUCUUAUAUUACAAACUUCACCAUUCUGCGACAAAAAGGCACGUUUGGGGAUGUUCGAAUUGGAUGGGAGAUACUGUCCAAUGCAUUCAGACAUGGACUGCCUGAAAUGACAGACUUUAUACUGGUUGGAACAUUUCCCAGUUCUGUUGAAUUACGGCCUCACACAAGGCGACAUCACACGGGUACAGAUGCUCUUUACUUUAGUGGGGCAGAAGGCGUUUAUGGAACCAUUCACCCAGAAUAUCACCCAAGGAUGAAUAAUACGCUUGCAAGUUUUACAUUAUCUGCAUGGGUAAUGCCUAAUCCCAAUACUGAUGGGUUUAUCAUCUCAAAAACAAACAACAAUGGCAGAAUUUAUUAUGCUAUGAAAGUGAUAACAAAUGAAUCUUCUGUGUUAAUAAUGUUCCACUAUACUCUGCUGGGGUCAAAUGUAACUCAUAUUGCCACAGUAACAGCAUUGAAACAUGUGGAAGAAAAGACUUGGAUACACAUUAUAAUUACGAUGGAUGAUGGGAUAAUUGAAUUUUAUUUGGAUGGGACUCUGCUUCCUGGUGGCAUUAAGAGCCUCAAAGGUGAAAUGAUUGCAGAUGGCCCUGGUGUUUUAACUGUUGGGGCAGAUGCUGAUGGGAAGAACAGGUUUACAGGACUAAUGCAAGAUGUGAGAUUAUAUGUUUGCAAGCUGAACCAAACAGAAAUCCAUGAAAUUCAUGCUACUCCGGCAAAGGCUGACUUGCACCCAAUAUCGGGAUACCUGGAAUAUAGACAGGGAGAAAAAAAGAAAUCAUUUAUAGUUGCUGCAAAGGAUGACAGUGAAGCAGAAGGGGAGGAAUCUUUCACAUUAAAAGUGACUACUGUGCAUGGUGGAGCCAGAAUAUCACAGGAAAAUACCACAUCCAAGCUACAAAUACAAAAAAGUGAUAAUGCCAAUGGAUUGUUUGGUUUCACUGGGACCUGUAUUCCACAGACAUCUGAUGAAGGAUCAACGGUAUCAUGUGUUGUGGAAAGGACCAGAGGAACCUUAGACUAUGCCUAUGUGAAUUACAAUAUCUCGCAAAUUGAAUUCAACAACAGCAAUAUUAGUGAUCUUGUCAAUUCAAGUGGUGUUAUUGCCUUUCGUCCCUGGCAAAGCUCAGAGGUUUUGAAUGUGCACGUUGUUGAUGAUGACUUACCUGAGCUUGCUGAACACUUCAUUGUUUCAUUGAUUUCUGCAAUAUCUGGAGAUGGAAAAAUUGGCUCUACUCCAACGAGUGGGGCCAGUAUAGAUCCGGAGAAGGCCAGCACCAAAAUCACUAUAAAAUCCAGUGACCAUCCAAAUGGUUUACUGCAGUUUUCUACUAAGCUACCACCUGAUAGAAUCACAGUUAUCCCCCCUGCACUCUCUGUACCAAGCGUCACUGUGAAGGAGGAGGUUGGUCUACUCAGAUUGCUGGUAGUUCGUGCGCAGGGUCUUCUGGGAAAUAUCAUGGUAGCAUACCAAACUGUCCCCCUGACAGCUUCCAGUCCAUCUGAUUAUCAGGACACAGCAGGCAUUCUGGAUUUUAAGCCUGGAGAGCAAUAUAAAUACAUAACUGUAAAUAUAUCUGACGAUUCUGUUCCUGAACUGCCAAAAAGCUUUAAGAUGGUCCUUCUGAAUUCAGAAAGAGAAGUGGCUGAACUCUUUGGCAUAGGUACCAGCGGUAGUGGUGAUGUUGAGGUGGAGUUCUUCCUUCCAGCUUUCCACACUCGUGCCAGCCUUGGGAUAGCAUCUGAAAUCAUAGUGAUUAUUGAUGCCUCUGAUGACGCCUAUGGAGUGUUCCAAUUCAGCAAUGACUCUUUGCAUUUGAAUGGUACAGAACCUGAAGGGGGUCAUGAAAUUGUUUUAUUACAGGUUGCACGAACUGGUGGCGCCCUGUCCCAGGCUACUUUAUUUUGGGAUGUUGUCUCUGAUCCUUACAAUAAUUUGAUUAAUACCAAUGGCAAUGUCACAUUCGAAACAGGACAAUCUCUGGCCAGCAUUGUGCUGCAGGUGGCUUCAGAUGAAGUUCCAGAAUUGGAUGAAGAGUUUCUGAUUUACAUCAGUAAUGUUUCAAAAGGUCGCCUGGGAAGUCUAACAAAUGCUACCUUGACAGUUCUAGCUAAUGAUGACCCCUACGGUGUGUUCAUCUUUUCGGAAAGAAGUCGACCAGUCAGAGUUGAAGAGGAAGACCAGAAUGUGACACUGACAAUUGAGCGGUUAAAUGGAUUCAUGGGUAUUGCCAUAGUCACGUACUCAACUGUGGAUGACACAAAGACAACUGAUCUGCCAUAUUUCAUUGCUAGGGGAACAGAAGAAAGUGAUUAUCUUGCCAUAUCUGGGUCAGUAAUCUUUGAAGCCAAUCAAACAGAAGUUAAUGUAACCAUUCUCAUACUGGAUGAUGUAGAACCUGAGCGGCCAGAGUCAGUAUUUAUCCAGUUGCAUAAUGUUGUGCUGCUGAAAGGGGAGCAGGACAGACCAAUUGCUGGCUCGCCACGCCUUGGAUCAAAGAAUGACAUCGUGGCUCACGUGAUAAUCAAUGCCAACGAUGAUGCAUUUGGGACUCUGCAGCUUUCUACUUCUGCUGUGCGAGUUUCUGAAAAUUAUAUUGGACCAAUAAUCAAUGUGACCAGGACUGGAGGCAUAUUUGCAGAUGUUUCUGUAAAAUUCCAAGCUUUGUCAAUGACAGCGAGAGUUGGUGAAGAUUACAGUAUAGCAUCUUCUGAUGUUAUCUUACUAGAAGGAGAAACAAGCAAAGCUGUGCCAAUUUACCUCCUUAAUGACAUAAUUCCGGAACUUGAAGAGUCAUUUCGGAUUGAACUUAUUAAUGAGACCACAGGGGGAGCUGUUCUUGGAGCUGUUACACAGGCAACCAUUACGAUUGAAGCUUCGGAUGACCCUUAUGGAUCCUUUGGUUUUGAAAGGACAGAAUUUAUUGUUGAAGAGCCAGAAUCUAAAACUACAAAGAUAAAUCUGCCAAUUGUUCGAAAUGCUGGAACGCUUGGUACGGUCACAGUCCAGUGGAUUGCCACAAUGAAUGAACAGCAAAUUACCAGUGAUCUUCAGGUGGACUUGGGUGAGGUGACUUUUGCUCCAGGACAAACUAUUCAAACCUUACAGUUGGAACUCCUAGCAGAUGAUUUCCCUGAAAUUGAAGAGGUUAUUCAAGUGCAGCUCACCCAUUCUACUUAUGUAAGCUCCAUUGGGAGGGACAGUGUGGCGAAUAUUAUUGUUCCAGCCAAUGACAACCCACAUGGUACUGUUCAUUUCACACAAAUGGUGUACAGAGUUCAGGAACCACUGGAAGGAAAUUCAAUAACAAAUAUCACAGUGAAAAGAAGCGGAGGCCAUUUUGGACAACUACAAAUAUUUUACAGCACCUCCAAAAUUGACUUUGUGGACCUUUUGUUAAAAGAGGGACAGGACAUAUUCUCUUACUAUGAACCCCCAGUCACUGGAAUUGCAAAUGGCCAAACUAUUCUUCAGGAGAAUGUUUCUCUGGAGAGGGAUGCUUUACGUGCGUGUGCAGCUAUUUGCCUAAAUGAAGAAGCUUGUUUAGCCUUCUCGUUUACAAAUAUCUCUGGGAUAUCAAAGUGCUUCUGGAUAGCUUCGUUGUCUAACAUACUGACCAACAGCACAGAAUUCACAACAUAUCUCAAGAAUAGUUCAAGCGUGUCUGCUCUUCUGAGUACCCUGGCAACAGCUGGUAGUGAUUAUGAGCCUGUCACUGGAUUAUGGUCGACCAUGCAUGAAGGCGAUGAGUUUGCAAAUCUCUCGGUUUCAAUACAAACUGACAGUACACCAGAACGCGAUGAAAAAUUUGCCAUUUUGAUUUUAAAUGUGGAACUGGUGAAUGAAAUGGUUACUCCAGCAAACCAACCUACAAUUGGCCAACCAAAUAUCUCCACUAUUGUAAUAGUUAUGAAUGGAGAUGCAUUUGGGACCUUUUUGAUUUACAGUACAAAUUCUAAUGCCACAGAUGAAGGGCGUUAUCUUGAAGUAAUGGAAGAAAGUCAGACAACAGUGCAAUUGGUCAUAGAUAGGAGUGGUGGAAGUCUUGGUGAGGUAACUGUGGAGUGGAGCGUGGUUGGUGGCACAGCUACAACGAACAUUGAUUUUAUUGGUGAUGGUGAAAUUUUAACAUUUGCAGAAGGUAGGGUAGUUAUAAUAAUCACAUUAAUAAUUGUGGAUGAUGAAGAACCAGAAGACAAUGAAACUAUUCUAGUCCGUCUAACACACACUGAAGGUGGCAGUCGUAUUCUGCCCAGCUCCAACACUGUCACUCUGGUCAUUCUGGCCAAUGAUAAUGUUGCAGGAGUAAUUAGUUUUCAGGCAUCUUCUCGGUCUGUCAUUGGAUGUGAAGGAGAAAGUUUGCUGUUCUGGAUUGAAAGGAGUGGUCUUGGACAGGGAAACAUUACUGUUGACUGGAUCAUUUAUGGGAAACAUGCUCAGGAAGAUUUUGUGGAUAUUAAUGGGACCCUUUUUCUUUCGGAAGGUAUUUUAAAUGCAUCUCUUCUUGUCCACCUAUUUGAUGAUGGUAUUCCUGAAGAAAAGGAGGAAUACAGAAUUAUUUUGUCAAAUAUAAGAACUCAAGGUGUUCCCUCAACAGGUGCAGCUAUUAUUGAUAGCCAGGGAUACGAAGCUGUUCUUACAGUGGAGGCCAGUGAUGAGCCACAUGGGGUAGUGAAGUUUGCUCUGUCGUCUCAAACUGUUUCCAUUCAGGAAGGAAAUAAAACCAUUCAGCUGUUUGUCAGUAGAGAAUUUGGAUCCCUAGGUGCAAUUAACAUCACUUUUGAGACAGUCCAAGGGUCGUUGCUCUCUCUGAACCUAAAUGAUGAGUCACUAGCUGAGCCUGGUUUUGAUUAUCUGUCUGUGUCUGAUUUUGUUAUAAUGGAGGAAGGGGAAGCCACUACUUCCAUAAAUGUCACUAUUUUACAGGAUGAAAUUCCUGAGUUGCAGGAGUUCUUCCUUGUGAAUCUAACAUCUGUGGAGCUCAUCUUUGAUGGUUUGACCCACUUCCCUCCUAGACUGGUUUGGUUUUAAUUCCUAGAUGCUGCAGGUCAAGUUUCCCUGAUAACUGUUGAUGCAAAUGAUGGUGUAAAAGGCAUCAUUCAAUGGCACAGCACUAACUUUGAGGUGAAUGAAACCACAGGAAACCUAACCUUGCUGAUAUAUCGAGAUAAGGGUACAUAUGGGAAUGUAUCACUGCUUUACUACACCCAGAAUCUAGGAGCUCGAUUGGGAUGGGAUUUCAAUGUGACAUCAAUGAGUAUUUUUUUUGAUGAUGGGGAAAGAUACAAAUAUGUUGAGAUUGCAAUUCUUGAUGAUGAUAUUCCAGAAGGGGAUGAGCAUUUCCAGCUGAUUCUCUCGAAUCCAUCUCCCGGACUUGUACUAGGAGAAAGAACCACAGCUACAGUGACCAUCUUUGCCAAUGAUGAUGGACAUGGGAUUCUGUCAUUCAACAACACUGAGCACUUUUUCCUUAAGGAGCCAACAGCCCUUGGUUUAUCAGAGAGUGUUGCAACACUGCACAUCAUACGGAACCCACCGCUGGGAACAUUUGGAAUAGUCACUGUUCAGUACAUUGUCACAAGCAUGAAUGGAUCUGAUUCUUUGCUUGACCUGGAACCUACAAAAGGUUUUAUCGUUUUGGAUGAUGGUGUGAGAAUGAAGAUUCUGCAGAUUUCAGCAAUAUUGGAUGAAGAAGCAGAGAUGGAUGAACAAUUCUUGGUCACUUUGUAUGCUCCUACUGGAGGGGCUAGACUGGGAGAGAAAGUACAGACCCUGAUAACAGUCCUUCAGAAUCAGGCACCAUUAGGACUCUUUAAUAUUUUCCCAUUAGAAAACAGGACUCGCUCAGUGAGUGUGGAUGAAGGCAAUAGCACUUUGUAUUUAAAGGUUUCUCGAAGUAAUGGUUUGGAGAAUAGAGUCUUUGUGGAAUGGGAGACACAGGCUCGAACAGCAUUUGGAUUAAAGGGUGAUAUCCAAGUACUGUCCACAUUGCAGAAUUUUCCUGAAUCAUUCAACUCAGGUUGGUGUUUUGUGACAUUAAACAACACCCUGUUUGGAAUUGUUCUUCGAGUAUCUGGAAACAGCUCCAAAGCAGAAGUUUUAUCAACACUUUAUCAAUGGCAGGGUGUGUUUGUCCCAGUGCAGAACUUCAAAACAUGGAAACCUACAGGUUGCACAACCUUCAUAAAAAAUGAUGCAUCCUACAUAAUCAUUACUCACAGUGGAAUAACAGGAGUGAAAGCAACCAACAACAGUGUUUACAGAUUUACGCUGCAAUCUGAAUUAACAUUGAUUCAGUCGUUGAUAGUAUCCGAAACCAGUGAUGUGAAACACUUCACACAGGACAACCAGGAUUAUUUGAUCAUUAGCAGUCAAGCGGACACUCUUGACAGUAAUUCAAAGGUCCCGCCACAGACGGGAUCAGAAAAUCCUGGCCGUGAGGAGGAUAAUGUAGAACUUCAAAUGGUCAUAGGAGGAGUACAUCAGGAUCGUGGAGCCUGGCAACCUAACUGUAUGCCUCAUGGCUUACGGAGAGCGAAGAUGACAGAGAAGAGACUGCACAUUCAGCAAAUGGAUUCUCUUGAUGUUGAUGUAGUUCACCAGGUGUUGCGGCAGAAACCUGAGCCCAUGGACCGACUGAGGACAAUGAAGGCGUAUAUAAGCUUCUCUUGUGAAGAAAAGCCUCCACAAGAACUAAUUGUCGAACCAGGUUACGUUUACCCUUUCUGCAGAUUUCAUCUCCUGCUGACUGGUGAAAACCAGUCAAGCCUCUACGCAUGGAAUUCAGCAACUAGUCAAUUUAAAUUGGUGCUGGAUCUCCCGCCAGCAAAUCAUAUGCUUUCUGUCACUGCUCCUUCACUUAAUGGAACCAAAACUCUCAUUGCUGCAGCAGGUGAUUUGGAUUCCUGGGUCUAUGAGUUAGUUUCUAUAUCUAACCAAUCAGAUUUUAUUCCAGGGUCUGGUGAGCUCAUAUUUGAACCUGGGGAUAAAGAUGCUGUGAUAGCAAUAAAUAUUCUUGAUGAUGGUAUACCAGAGGAUGAUGAGAUUUUUGCAGUGAGGCUCACAAACGCAAAAGGAGGUGCUGAGAUUGGUUCUAAUGAUCAAGUAACUAUAGUCAUCCAGUCAAAUGAUGAUGCACAUGGGAUAAUUGGUUUUGUACAGAGUUCUUUGUCCAAGCAAGUAGAAGAAUUGGGACAGAACAGUAUGGUUACUCUGAGUAUUGAACGGCUGCAAGGGACACACAGACUUGUGGCUGUAGAAUGGACAGUCAGUGGAAACAUCAAUGAUAUCUUUCCAACUUCUGGAGUAUUCACAUUUACAGAGGGUCAAGCACUCACUACAGUUUCGCUUACUGUACUGGCUGACAACAUUCCAGAAGUAGCUGAGAUUGUAACUGUAACACUUGUGAAUGUCACCACAAUGGGUGUGCAAGACCAAGCAAAAGGAGCAACUAUUGACUUCAACAAAAGAAAUGCUAUCUUAACUAUCCUCCCAAAUGACUCUCCCUAUGGUGUGGUUGGGUGGCACAUAAACUCGCUCCAUGUCCCUCUGCAGGAGCCUGAAUUUGAUGCGAUUAAUAUCACUUUAACAAUUAUUCGUGAACAAGGAUUUGUGGGUGAUGUUGCUGUCCAAUAUAGUUCAAAAACAGACCCUUUGUUCCUACCUAUUAAUCAAGCAACUGCAAACCAGGACUACGUUGCAAGCCAGGGCACAGCAAUUAUAAAGGAGAAUGCCACAGAGGCUUUGAUUAGAUUUACAAUAUUACCUGAUAACAUUCCUGAAUUACGUGAAAGCUUUCUAGUUAACAUUACCAGUGUAAAACUGGUUGAUUCUACACUUAUUGGAGGACAACCCAGUUUAAAACGCUUGGGAAUGGAACUGGCAGAAAUAACAAUUGAAGAGAAUGAUGACCCCAGAGGAAUCAUCCAGUUCAAUGUAACAAGGGAUGAAACUGGUUCAGUUGUUGCUUAUGAGGCGGCCCCUCCAAGAAACCUGCUACAAUUGCUGGUGAUCCGCAACGCUGGUAAAUUUGGGGAAGUAAGUGUGGCUUGGGAAGCACAUCCUGGAAGUGCCAAUUUUUCAGAUUUCACACCAGCCUAUGGAAGUCUUACAUUUGCUAAUGGAAAUUCUUUUGCUGUUCUGGAGAUCGUUAUAGUGAAUGAUAACCUGACAGAAUUUCUGGAGACAUUCAGUGUUAUCCUGACUCAAGUGAUAGGUGGUGCCAAAUUGGGAGAUGAUAUUGUAGUUAUUGUCAGCAUUCCAAACAAUGACUCACCUAUUGGAGUGUUUGGAUUUGAGGAACGAGCUGUGACUGUUCGAGAGCCACAGACUACUGAUGAUCCAGCUGGUCUGGUGUCCUUUACAGUCGGUCGUGAUGAUGGUCAUGGUUCAGUCCAGAUAGUAUGGCAGGUGGAUGACUCUGCAAUCGAUGACCUUGCACCCCUUUCUGGAACAUUGUCCUUCAAUCAGACUGAGAACAAAAAAACACUUGUGUUACGAAUUUAUCCAGAUGUUCUUCUGGAGGGAGAAGAGCAGUAUAUGAUUCAGCUUGUAUCUGCUACUAGUGAUGCAGAAAUUUCUCCUGUAUACGGAAGUGCCACUAUCAUUAUUUUGGGUGAUCAUGCAGCAUCUGGGAUGAUUGCCAUAGCUGAAUCAACCAAGCAUAUUCUAAUUGGAGAACCAGUCAACAGCUACAAUGGGACUGCUCUAAUAAUAUUAGUGCGUGGUCCAGGAAUUUUUGGUGAAGUUAUAAUUAACUGGAUCAUAACUUUGGCAUUUCGGGAUGAAUUUGUUGAAACAGGCGGAGCACUUUUAAUGCGUGACAGGCAGUCAUCAGCCACCAUUUUGCUACAGGCAGUAGACGAUGAUAUUCCUGAAGAGAAGCAAUAUUAUCAACUUCAGCUGACAGGGGUCAGUGGUGGUGCUGUGAUUAAUGACACAUCAAACUCUGCUAACAUCACUAUGGCAGCCAGCGACUUUCCUUAUGGUCAAUUUGCAUUCUCGCAUGAACACCUUCAAAUCUUUGAGAAUGGAGAACAGGCCAACGUUACCAUUGUACGAUCCCAUGGCAGUUUAGGCCGUGUUCGCCUGUGGUAUCAGACAUAUAAUGGGACUGCACUGAGUGGCAUGGAUUUCACCUCUAAGUCUGGACAAUUGUUAUUUGAAUCAAGAGAACAGAUAAAAUGGAUCCCAAUUGAAAUUCUCAAUGACAAUAUUCCUGAAGGCCCUGAACAUUUCUUCAUCAGCAUUCUUAAAGUAGAGCUUCUAUCAGACAGUUUUCACGAUUUUACUAUUGGAGAUCACGGCCUACAACCAGAUCAACCUCCUCUGCUGGGUAACAUCUCAUCUACUAGGAUAUUAAUACAAACAAAUGACAAUGCAGAGGGUAUUAUAGAAAUUGAUCCUAAAUUCCUCAGUAUUGAAGUUGAGGAGGACAUUGGGAUACUUGGAAUUCCUUUGGUAAGAAAGUGGGGAACAUAUGGAUUUGUCACAGCAGAGUUUACCUCUCGAGCUAUCACAGCAGCUCCCAAUGGAGAUGACUACAUCCUUCCUAACAGUACAGUCAUAUUCUACCAUGGACAAAAUCAGAGCUUUAUCAAUGUAACCAUUAUUGAUGACACUGAAAGCGAACUUGAUGAGGAGUUCGAGAUUCAAUUGACAGCAGCAACGAGAGGAGCUAUACUUGGAACACAGCUCACCACCAGAGUAACCAUCCGUGAAAGUGACUCCAUCGGUGGGACCAUUCGAUUCCUAAACCUGACCCAUCUCAUCAUCCCUAAUCCCAAUGCAACACAGAUGUUAACACUGAUGCUGGAAAGGACAGGAGGAUUUACUGGUGAUGUGCAUAUAAAAUGGAACAUUCUGGGUCCAAACUCAGAUUCAAUCUUACCAUUGUCCAACACAGACAUAAGCGAUCCUGUGAAUGGAUCAUUCUAUUUUAGAGACGGAGAGACUGGGAAUAGAAUCAUUGAAUUGAAUGUCUUACCACAUGGAGAAAUUGAAAUACAAGAGACUUUCAGCAUCCAGCUUAACCUGGACUUUGGUCAAGCAGAAAUUGAUCAUAAAGCUGGAAAAGUGUUAUUAACAAUACUAAAGUUUGGAAAUCCAAAUGGAGUAGUUCAGUUUACUGAAGAAUCUUUGAAUAUAAAGACUUACCUGGAACCAUCUAAUCAGGAAGAACUGUUAAAUAUUACAUUCAUUAUAACAAGAAUUAAAGGAACAAUAGGGGAUGUGAAGGCACAUUGGUUACUUCAGAGUGAUUCUGAUAUGAUGGGAGACUUUUUUACAAUCAACGGCACAGUCACUAUCCUAGAUAUGCAGUUAAAUGCAGAGAUUAACGUUCAGCUGUUGGCUGAUGACAUUCCAGAAUUAGAUGAAGUUUACAUAAUUAGGCUGACUUCCGUGGAAGGAGGAGCUGAUCUGAACAAGGAAAAGGACAGUUCAAGAUUUCAUGUUCCCGCAAACGAUGACCCUUACGGUUUGUUUGCCAUCUACUCAGAAGGGCAAACUGUGAUCGUUGAAAGUGACUUGAGUCGCUAUUUUCAGAUUAAUAUUACAAGACAUGGUGGGACAUUUCAAGAUGUGAUUGUGGAAUACAAGCUGAUGUUUCAUGGACAAGAUGGAUUUUUGGGGACCGUGUUGGUCAAAGAUGGUGUAAGAUUUGCUGUUGCCAGAGUGCCAUUUACAAAUCAGACUUUCCUUGGACUGGAUUUUGAUGCUUCAGUUGAAUUAAUAAAUGUGAGUCUUUUAAGUGGCAAUACUUCCAUUCCUCCCCAACUGUUCAAUGGGACAGACUCUGCCAUUAUAUUUGUCCCAGAAGAAGCAGCAAAUUCUGAGGUUGGCUUUGAUUCUUUGGUUCUUCAAGUCUCAGAUGUUUCUGCUGGCACAUGUAGGGCUGUAAUAUCACGGAAUGGUGUGUAUGGACUUGUUGUUGUAGAGUGGAGCAGUGGCUACCCUGCUGGUAUGGUUCCUGAUGGAUUUACACCUGGUAUUGUCAAACCUGCAUUUGGUUCAGUUGUCCUUUCCCAUGGUGAGAAGAGCAAGCCAGUGUUUCUCACUGUACCUACUACUAACUUUACGGGAGUGGAAUCCUUCGCUGUACAUCUGUCUGCGGUACACAGUAAUUUUUCUGGUAAAGCUGAACUAAGGUCAGGAUUCACUGUAGCUGAAAUUGAGCCAAUUGGAAUCUUCCAGCUUGCCCCCAAUUCAAGACAAGUCAGCAUAGUAGAAGAUGCAGACACAACUACUUUACAUAUCCAGAGAUUGUUUGGUUUCCGUGGCAAUAAAACAAAACUGACCUAUUACACAACAGCAGGAAGUGCCAAACCUAACGAAGAUUAUGAGCGCAUCCAAAAUGGAGAACUCAUUUUUACUUCACAUCAAAUUGAAGCUGUUAUUGAGUUGUUUAUCAUCAAUGAUAACAUUCCAGAAAUAGAUGAAAUAUUCUACCUAAAUUUAUCCAGCAUUGAAGUUCUGGGUUUUAGGCCAAAUAAUACAGAAGAAAAACCUGGCUUGAAUCUAGAGUUUAGUGUGUCAUCUAUAACCAUUAUUGCCAAUGAUGCUACUAAUGGUGUUCUAAGUAUUGGACCCACUGUGAUUCACACAGUAGAGGAUACUGAGAAUACUACAGCAAGUGUAGUGUUCCUUAACAUUCGAAGGACACUGGCAUUUACUGGGAUCAUCAGUGCAAGUGUUAUAAUGUUUGGAGAAAGAAGGGUUGCAGAUGGUUCCCAAGAAAGCCCAUUCCAAAUCAUCCAGCAAAAUUCCACCUUUUCCUGGGCCAGAGAAGGAGCAGAUUUUGAAGAUGCAGCCUUGAAUGUAACUUUACAGGACGAGCAAAGGGAGAUCAGUGUAUCCAUCAGAAUUUUAGAUGAUGAUGAACCAGAGGGGCAAGAGUUUUUUUAUGUCUACCUAACAGACCCUCGUGGAGGUGCACAGAUUGUGGAAGGAAAAGAUGAAUAUGGAUACAUGGCUUUUAUGAAGAUCAUUAUCUUAGGAAGUGAUGUACAGAAUGGCAUUGUCGGUUUUAUGUGGGUCCCCCAGAGUAACCUAGUGUUGGAUGAAGACUCUGAACAGAGGAAGGUUCAGCUAACGAUUGAGAGGCAAAGGAACAGAUCCUUUGAGGAUGUGAAGAUUUCAUGGCAUGUGACAUUUAAUAAAACAGAUGUUGUACUGCAAAGCGAUGGGGUUAAUCUGGUCAAUGAGCUGACGGCUACAUCAGGAAUUACCCUCUGUGUUAGUGGAGAGACUGAAUGUACUAUCAUCAUUGAAAUCAAACCAGACGAGGUCCCAGAGGCUGAAACGUGGUUUCUUGUGGAAAUAUAUGAUGUGAGUGCAGGGGCCAGAAUAAAUAGCAGUGCUCGAUUCUUAAACAUUACAAUUCUGGAGAGUGAUGAGCUUCACGAGUUGUUCUUCUUCGCUGUGGGAUCUCGGCUUCCUGUCGUUCAUCAGAAAGCCACAUUUGUCAGCUUGCAGGUUGUCAGAGAGGCUGGUACAAAUGCAGUUAUCAGUGUUAGCUAUCAUACACAGGAAUUAAGAAAGGCUGAGCUGGUAGGUCAAACCUUAGUAAUGCCAGCUAUUGCAGGGAUGGAUUUUGUGAAGUCGGAAGGCAUUUUGACUUUCCAACCAGGGCAGUCGAGCGUUGCAUUGGACAUUGUCCUUACUCCAAAGCAGGCAUCUUCGAAUCCAUUGCCCAAGCGAUUUCAAGUGGUGCUCUACAAUCCAAUUGCAGGAACUCAGCUAGAUAAGGAUUACAACAUAGCAAAUAUCACAAUAGUCACAGACGCUAACUCACAGUUCUUCUGGGGUUUGGUUGAUCAGUUAUACCAGCCCCUUGAUGAUGACUUAAUAAAUCAAAUUCUUCAGAGACUGCAAAACAAGAUUUACAUCGAGACCACAAGAGAACAACUCAGUGCAGUAAUGAAAGUGUUUGAAAAGGUGAUACAGGAAGGAGAGAAGAGGCCAGUCAGUGCCGCCAAUAGACAACUACUUUAUAAUAAUCUUUGUGCACUACUAGAACCCACACGCAAGGAUACUAAAGGAUUCAGUCAGCUGGCUGAAGUAACUGAGACGUUUGCCUUCUCUCUCCUCACUGAUGUAGAAUGUGGAUCACCUGGUCAGAGGGGCAAAACAGUUCUUGAUACCUGCCAGUACCUCACUAUUAAAUCAUAUCACUGGUAUCCCCAGCAAAUUAAUGGACACAAGGUUGAAGGGAAAAAUGGUGAUUCCCUGCAAGUUCCUGAACGGCUGUUGGAAGUUCCUCCUUCAUCCUCACAUACCACAGGAAAUGAAAGCUGUCAACAUGUACAAUUCACAGAGUAUAGCAGCCAACAAUGGUUUCAAACCAGUGUAAAAGGAAUUGCACUCAACAAUAAAAUAUUUUCAGCAAGUUUAAAGGAUCGUGGUUCACGGCCUCUUGUGGACAACAAUGAAAUAACUUUUCAAAUUCACACUCUAGACAGUCGCAUUGUUCCACACAGAUCUGCAUGUCUUCUGUGGAACCAAGCAGCUGAAAGCUGGCUAUCGGACAACCAGUUCUGUCGAGUGAUUGAAGAUACCAGUAACUACGUAGAAUGCGCCUGCUCACACAUGUCCAUCUACACGGCUUCUGCCCAAACAGACAGUCUUUCCUUAUACAAUGAAGCCUUCUUUGCAGCUGCAUUUAUUUGCAUUUCAGGUUUUGCCCUGGCUAUUUUGUGUCAUUUGCUCUGCUCAAGAUUCUCCAUGUUUGCAGCCAAACUUCUCAUGCAUAUGAUGGUUGCCUGCCUAGGAACUCAGAUCUCAUUUUUGAUAUCCAUUUAUCUAAGUCGAGAACUCUCAGAUGAAAGUUGUUCUGCCCUUGGACUGGUAAUGCAUUACCUCUACCUGUGCCAGUUCAGCUGGAUGCUUAUUCAGUCCAUCAAUUUCUGGCAAGUGCUUGUGAUGAAUGAUGAACACACGGAUCGGCGGUACCUACUGUUCUUCACUCUGAGUUGGGGUUUACCUGCCUUUGUUGUGGCCCUGCUUGUAAUUAUCCUGAGAGGUGCCUAUCACUGGACCAUGCAGGAAAUCUAUGGGACUGUACAUGGUGAUGUGUGCUUCAUUCCAAAUAUUUAUGCUGCUCUUGCCACAGCAGCUCUGAUGCCUCUACUGUGCCUUGUGGGAGUCUUUGUGAUAUUUAUAUACGUCUAUCAGAUAAUUCAGCAAUGGAAGUCCUAUGAUGAUGUUUUCAGAGGAAAAGCUAAUAGCACAGAGGUUCCCCUUGUGCUACACCUUUUCGCUUUGAUAUCACUGACAUGGUUGUGGGGAGGCUUGCAUAUGGCGUAUAGACACUUCUGGAUGUUAAUCCUGUUUGUUAUUUUUAAUACCCUACAGGGCCUGUAUGUUUUUGUGGUAUAUUUCAUCUUGCAUAACCAACUCUGCUGGCCAGUAAAAGCAAGCUACAGCAUGGAAAUCAAUGGUCAUCCAAGUCCAGGGUCAGCUUAUCUCACUCCAGGUAGCGGUGCACCAUCAGUGGGAGGAGAGAUCAGCAAGUCCACUCAAAACCUAAUCACUGCAAUGGAGGAGAUACCUGCUGACUGGGAACGAGCUUCUUUAAGGCCUGGCAGUCAAACAAGCAGUAUCUUCAAGCAAAGUCCACAGAUUGGCAGCAUUUAUGGCACUACAGGGGGUUAUACCAACAGCAACCUGGUGGCUGAUGAGGAGUCACAGGAGUUUGAUGAUUUAAUAUUUGCCUUAAAAACUGGUGCAGGCCUCAAUGCCAGUGAUAAUGAAUCAUAUCACGGAAGCCAAGAUGGUGGAAGCAUUGCUAAUUCACAGAUCGUGGAACUCCGAAGAAUACCAAUAGCAGACACUCACCUCUAACACCAUUAUGUGCUUUUUAAAUCAAAUUUGUCCAUAUUUUUAUACAUUACAGACGUAUCUCUUUUGCACUAAAAUUUUGCAUUUAAAAAUGUAGGGCAGUGUUAUACUUUUCAAUGUUUGUACUACAGUUUUGUAAUGUUCAACUGAGAUUGACCUUUGAUUAGCCUUUAAUCAAAUCUAUUUAAAAAGCAUUUCCUGUAGGGUUUUUUAUAUAGCUAUAGAGAAGUAAAUUUUAGUCAGUGACUAACUUGUAUGUAUAAUUCAUGUAGCAUUUAGAACAAAUUCUAAAAUAAAAACAAGCAAUAAAGCGCUUGUAUGAAAUAUUUACAUCUUUCUGUAGAAGUAACACAAUAAAUUGUAUUUUGUGAUCAUUUCUGAUAGCGAAAAUGAAAAAAAUAAGCCCAAAUUAAAGUUGUUCCUAUGGUGUUA
Carcharodon carcharias (great white shark) is the source of this 19053-nucleotide messenger RNA. It is a transcript of the gene adgrv1, whose product is annotated as adhesion G protein-coupled receptor V1. Gene Ontology annotation, molecular function: G protein-coupled receptor activity. The transcript is spliced from 91 exons. The record is from RefSeq and is a predicted model, not a curated record. Gene Ontology annotation, cellular component: membrane. Gene Ontology annotation, biological process: G protein-coupled receptor signaling pathway; negative regulation of adenylate cyclase activity; cell communication. Lineage: Eukaryota; Metazoa; Chordata; Chondrichthyes; Lamniformes; Lamnidae.